Molecule: messenger RNA, 2402 nt
Organism: Gossypium raimondii (Peruvian cotton)
Lineage: Eukaryota; Viridiplantae; Streptophyta; Magnoliopsida; Malvales; Malvaceae
Exons: 11
Coding region: 179-2179 (666 amino acids)
Source: RefSeq, a predicted model, not a curated record
CGCAUUGUUUACCAAGGAUUCUCACAUAAGGAAAACAGUGGUACUUGAGUGAUCCUCUCUUUAAAACCUCCUGAUGAUUUUCUAUAUAAACAAGGCAAAUCACAAAAAACCCUAAAAUCUGUUCGCGUUUUUUAUUUUUAAAGAAUUGAAGGAGAGUAGUGCAUAGGCUCAGGCAAUCAUGGCCAUCUCAAGUGUUUGUCCAACUGAGGAUGCUGUUCAAGCAUUUUUGGAGCACUUGGUUGAUCCUUUGCUACCUUCUAAAUAUGCAGUUCGGGAAACUCCAUCGCUAGCUACUCAGGAAUUAGUAGCCAAACAGGUACAUGCUGUUGUGUUACUAUACAACUAUUUCCUAAGGAAAAGACAUCCGGACUUAAGGUAUCUAGAUUUUGAGAAUUUUUGCAAGUGGGCUUUAGUUUUGAAGCCAAAUUUGAAGUCACAUAUGAAGCUCAUGGUAAGGACUGAUGAUACUGAGUUGAGUGAAGUUGAAAGUCAGUUUUCACUCCUUGAGAAAGCCAUCCAGGAUGCAUGUGUUAUAUCCAGAAGUUUAGAUGCUUUAAGCGCCAAAGGGUUGCCAGUUUCGAAAGUUUCCAUUCUUUUGACUGACCUGUCAAAAGAGAAUUGCAUCUUGCUGGAUGGUAGCAUCACUAGGGGUGUACAUUCAUUGAUUGAAAAAGAUGUGAACGAGUCCUGUUACAGUCCAGAUUGUUCUAUUGAGUCCAAAUAUAUGAGUAAAAGAAAAAAAGUCCCCAAUAAACGUGCACGAGAUGAAUUGGAUGCUAAUGAAUGUUGUUUCCAGCAAAUUGCUUUCUCAGCUGUUAAAGAAGCAACAAAGAAUGUGAUCAGUCAAAGCGAUCUUAACAUUAUUGAAAGCCAUCUUGUACGUUCUUUGAGUAAAGACAAGACCGCCACUCGCUUUUAUAUCAUGCAGUGCGUUCGAGCAGCAAAAGCUCGUUGGAUUCCUAUUAAGGACGUAUUUGACAGCUUGCGAGGACCAUUAUUGCAAAAGGUUUCCUCCAGAUGGAUGCACUCUCCUGUUGUUGAAUACUUCCACCUGCUUCCUUAUGCACCGAUCAUUUCUCAAUGGUUCUCGAGGGAUGUCUUUCCUAUCAGUUUCGAAGAACAGGAGUAUGUACAGGAAGUUGUAAAUGUAAAUGGCUUUGAAAUGACCGAAGAACCUUCAGAGCCCGAAGUUCAAAAUAACAGGAAUAAAAAUCUGUUUGAUGGUGGUCGAGUAGAGGCUUCCAGAAACAGCAGCGAUGCUGAAUCAGAGAAGCAGAAUAAGAAGAAUGAUCAUUUUACUAAUGACUUCAUGGAUGCCAUUAAUGGGCCUUGGAAUAUGGAUAUGGACAACCCUUCUGUGGUUCACAAUGAAAAAAUGUCUACUUCAAAAAAUGUAGCUGAGAGAGUCCAACAUGAUUCUCUGCUAAAGAAGAUUACUUCUCGGGCAGAGCAUGAUUUAAAUGGCAUGACUGAUGUUGCUAAGUUUGAGGUGGCUAACUCAGCAGUUCGAAACCUUAAUCAGCACAAGAAUCAAAAUGUUAUCACUAGAAAAGCAGCAUCGAAUAAUACGCCUGGUCAAGCUGGGAUACUUAUGGGUAAUCAUGCUUCGGUUAUAUGUGAAUCCAACUCCAAAUGUUCAGCCAAACUACACAAUGCCAUCGCGUCAAAGGAUCAUGUCUUGUCGAAAACUGCUCUGAGAGUUCUACUUAAUAAAAGGGAUAAACUGGUUCUUCAGCUUCGCAAAAUUGGAGAUGAGAUUGCUCAAUGUGAUAAAAAAAUGCAAACAAUCUUGAAUGGUGGUGAAGAUGAUUUGGAAUUAAAAUUAGAUUUGGUCAUAGAAGGUUGUAAUGAUGCAUGUCCAGAAAGUACUGGCGAAGAGAGGACUUCCAAAGAUUACGAAGACCCAUGUUGGGCCCAGUGCAAAAAACGAAGCAGAUCCUCAGAGGAAGCAUCCAGCAAGCAUAAUCCAUGUCAGGAGCUGGAUGGUAUAUGCAAAGACAAGAACUGGGUAUUGCCAACUUACCAAGUAUUCCCAUCAGAUGGUGGAUAUCAAGCCAAGGUAACUGUAAAAGGGACGAACUUCGAGUCAUUGAGCUUGGGUGAUGCAUGUCCAAAACCCCAUGAAGCAAGAAGCUCAGCUGCAACAACGAUGUUGGCCAAGUUGCUUGACCAUGUCUAGUGGGUGAAAUGAAACAAACAUUAGCUUCUUGAUUUUGGUUCCCAUCAUAUAUAUUCAACUUUUUAUAGGACGUCCUAUUAGCUUGCUUACAAUAGUUUGUUAGCUACUUCUUUUGGUUUGAAUAUUUAUACGUCGUGAUUAUAUGAUAUGAUUACGACUGGAAAAAAAUCAUUAAAAUAGGAUACAAAAAUAUAUGAUGAUAUGAAAGAUCUUUUUCUUGUUA